AUUUCUUAUCAGUUGACGAAAAAUACAAUAGGAAAGGUCGACACUAGUGCAGCGGCGGUAUGACUCGUACACAUGAGAUAAAUCUAAUCAAAUAGAGCACUUCUCCCGAAAACAUUUCAUCACUAAUUAUGUUAUGCGUGAUGUGUUCGUAUCGGGUUUUUUCUUCAAAAAUUGUAUACCCAGUGGAAAAAAUGUUUAAAGAAGUGUUCUAGGAAAAUAAAUGUGUAUAAUUAUUUGGUAAAGUUAUUCGUUUAUGAAAAUUGAACGCGAUACAAAUUCCUAAAGUAAAAUUAAUUUUCAAAUACUUACUCAACUUUUUUUUUUUUCGAGUGUCGGUAGUUUGAAAAAUCAAGAUGUCAUCUGAAGAUGAACGAUUUUGCGCAGCCGCAUUAGCGAAUUUUCAAUGGUAUUAUGCGAAGAACAUGCUAGGAUUAAUAGACAUACCUAUAUGCAUAAUCGGUGUGAUCUUUAACAUAUUCAACAUGCUGGUGUUCACAAGGAGGAAUAUGAAAUCACCGGUAAACCUAAUCUUCACAUAUUUGUCAUUUGCAAAUUUAUUACAGCUGUUAGCGUUUAUAACCGUUACAUGGGCAUACUUGGCAUAUCUCAGUGAGCCACCAACUUACGAAGACUGGACUUAUACACGAGCAUCGUUUUCGAUGCUAAGCGAAGAAUUGCUAAACAUUUCUAAACGCAUAUCAGUGUAUAUUACAAUGAUGCUAGCAAUAUGGAAAUACAUUGCUGUAUUUUAUCCAUCGAAGGAAUCUCAAUGGUGCAAUAUGAAAACUACACGUUACACGCUAGUAGCAGGUUACAUCAUAUGCAUUUUGUUCGUCAUACCGGAGUAUAUGUCACAUUAUAUUAAACCGGAGACGGCGGAGACCAAGAAUCAGACGAUAACGACGUACAAGUAUGAAAAAAUUAAAACCGAUUCCAUUAUGCACUCUGCGUCACAAUUCAUCAAAAUAGUAUUGCAUGAAUUAUUGCCAUCACUCGUGCUACCAAUAUUAGGUGUUAGAUUGAUCGCCACACUAUGGAUGAAAAAAGAACACCCUACUCCUUCGUCAAACGUUGAAAACCGCACAGACAAUGCCAAAACGAACCAACAAACCAAUCGAUCGAUUAUCAUAUCGAUGAUAAUUGUGGCACAAUGUUUAAGUUACGCGAUUCCAUUAGGAUUACUCCGCAUAGCAGGACGUAUGGCUAUUAAACUCGAUUUAUCAAGUGCAGAUAUAACUAAUUACUUGAAUUGUCAUUACAGCAUCCAAGUGAUACUCAGUCUCUUAGAUUGCGUUAAUAAAUCUAUUAACUUUAUAGUAUAUUACACCAUGGAUCAAGAUUUUAGAGCCACAUUCAAAUCUUUGUUCAACAAAAACAAUGCUUCUUUUUGGAAACUGAAGUAUGUUCGUUCGAGCAGUACGAGAGGGAAUGAUGAAAGCUUGGAAAUAGAUCGAUGCGACAUUUAGGGUGAAAAACGAGGAUGAUAACCCAGGGGUAAAUGAUUGGAUAUUUGCAUUUCAUAAGUAUAAUUUGACCUGACCAGAUCGGAUCUGAUCGGAUCUGAUCUGAUCUAAUCAGAUAAAAUAAGAGACUUGAUUGGAUCCGACGGGAUCUGAGUAGAUCUGAUCUUGAUUACACCGGAUCAGAUCUGAUCAGAUCCUGAUACAAUACUUAGAGAUCCAAUUAGAUCUGGCAAUAUCGGAUUAGACUUGUGCAGAUCUGAUCAGGUCCAAUCAUCUUGUCCUUGGAAGAUUUUCAUAAAAUGUCAAAAGUCGAAAAUUAGGGUGUAUCCCAAAUUUCAGCUUUCUUGGUCAAUUUGGUAAAAUUUUGAUUUUUCCCCUCAUUUUUGGCCUAAAUGUUAUUUUCAAAAAUUCACCAAAAAUCCAAAAACGCGCUUUAGCACUUGAAAUUUUGACAGGUGAUAAAUUUUUGUCUGAUCUUCCGAUCUACAUAUUUGUACUUAUGGUUUAAAAAAUUUUGUACAAGUCCUAUGUUGGAACGCAAAAUCUGCAAUUUCGGCUGACAUGUCAAUCAAAAUAGCCGCCAUUUUGUGAUUAGGGCCACUUUUUUUUAGUACAAGGGCUAGAAAUGUUCCUUAGGACUCACCCUUUAAGAAAAAAGUUGUCCUAGAGGAUCAAACUAGGGGGGGGGGGUGCAAUAGAUCCUUAAGCGGGCUCUCUGACUAUAAGUGUAAGAUAAUUAAUUAUUAAUAAAUCAUUAUUAAUUUAGGAAGAUAAAAUAGGUAAAAUACACCUAGUAUUAGUGGCUGUAUAUAGAUGAUACUUAUUUUAAAUUAAUCAUGUUCUUAGUUAGUUUUAAGUAGUUUUUACGCUUAAUAAAUACUUAACCUAAAAUGUAGUAAUUAUUAGUGUAUAAUACAUAAUGUGACCCCGCCUGACAAAAUCCACCAUGUCGACAAAAUUUCCAAAAAAAUUUUUUUUUUAUUCAAAAAUCUGAUCUUUCAACCCUCAAGAUUCAUUUCAAACGUCAUUAUUUUGGACACUUCUUUUUGUCAAAAUGACAGAUUUUGUCAGGCGGGGUCACAUAUAUUGACACAUGUCGUCAUGUGAGCUAUAGGGUAAGGUUGCCUAAAUCAUACCACUCCCUAAAUCGUACCACCUGCUACUUUUCAUGGAAGUAGCACUCCUAUAAUAUUUUUGGGGUAUUAACUGAAAAGUGUCAGUGUUGCCAACUACUACACAAAAAAAAUCAGCCAGAUUGACUAAUGUUUGCGUAACUUAUCACAAUUUAAAGAAAAUGUGUGGUUGGGAUCUAUUUUUUUUUUGAUGUAUGUAAGGUGUUGGAGCCCGGAUAGGAUUAAUCAAGUGGAAUUUUUUUCAAUGGAUCACUUGAAACACAUAUUUAUAAUUGUUUCAUCGCGCACAGAUAUCAGUUACAAGUAUAUUUUAUGACAGUGUUGCCAGUUGUUCAAAAAAUGCCAAAGUUGCCCAAAUCGUACCACUUUGAGGUUUCCUAAAUCGUACCAUUACAUUUGCAUUAUAUGCAAUGAGUUCCCUAAAUUGUACCAGGUAAAAACUAAAAGAAAACUGAAUAAAAAGCAUCAAGACAAACAUGUGGUGUUUUUUUUAUUUUACAAAUCAAAAAUGCGUUAUAAUGAAUACAAAUGAAAACCUUAUGCUUUUUCUUGAAUUUUUUUACCUCAUUUCAUCUACUUCCUUCAAAAUAUGACUAAAAUGACGGGGUAGUACAACUUGAGGAACUGGUGGUACGAUUUAGGAGACUAGUUUCCCAAAUCGUACCACUUGAAGACCUUUGCGGAAACUGAAAUAUCUCUUCUCGUUGAAGAAUAAAUUACUCUAUUGAUACGUCAUUCGAUAGACAAGGUUUCAAGCUACAAUUUAAAAAAAAAUCAGUCAAAAAGAGUGAAAAUUGGGCUCUCCAGGUCCUAAUAACCAAGAAGAGGUACGAUUUAGGCAACCUUACCCUAUCAAGUAUUGUUUUAUAUGUACAGUAAAAGCUUGUUAUAUCACUCUUCAAGGGACUGAAAAAAAGAGCGUUAUAAGCUGAAACACGUUAUAAGCAAAAGUCUCGUUACACCACUGAUGAGUGUAAUACCACAAAUUCUCAUUUUAAAGCAAAAAGAGCAUAAUAAAAGAAAAGGAAACUGGGUGGCCAAACCAUCCCCUCCCCCUCCUAGUUUUAAGCAAAAUCGAAACACUCUCAAUCUUGGCUUAGUUUAAGUUGCACAUAUGUAGUUUUUAUAGCUAAAUUUUAGUAUUAAGGUUAUCAUUUAGUAUUAGAAUUUACAUCACCCUCCCCCUAAACUUAAGAUUGUACUGGUAUUAUUCCUGCUAUGAGGGGGCCCCGCCCCAUUCUGCAGGAAUAAAUAAUUAUAAGAUGUAAAUAAUAUUCAAAAAUAAACCCUUUAAAAAAAAUCUUUACUUUGUAUAAUCUUUAAUAAAUCGCAUUGAAAGGCGUUAAGAUGUGUUUUUAUUUGGAGAAGAAUAAAAAAAAUGUGCAUACAGUUAGCUGGUAUUACCUAAACUCUCCCAACAUGAGCUAGUCAGGGACAAAAGGAAAAUAUUCACCAACCAGUGAAUAUUUCUUAGCUGGUUCCAUCAAGUGAUCAUAACAAACCUUACUAUAUCAAAGCUACUGCCAGGUUCAAC
This is a messenger RNA of Planococcus citri (citrus mealybug), 4130 nucleotides long. Its product is annotated as sex peptide receptor-like. The record is from RefSeq and is a predicted model, not a curated record. The coding region runs from base 354 to 1466 and encodes 370 amino acids. Gene Ontology annotation, molecular function: G protein-coupled peptide receptor activity. The transcript has 2 exons. Gene Ontology annotation, cellular component: plasma membrane. Gene Ontology annotation, biological process: G protein-coupled receptor signaling pathway. Lineage: Eukaryota; Metazoa; Arthropoda; Insecta; Hemiptera; Pseudococcidae.